AUGGGCCGGGGAAGAGUUGCGAUGAAGCGCAUUGAGAACCCAGUGCACAGGCAGGUUACCUUCUGCAAGCGUCGAGCUGGCCUCCUUAAGAAGGCUAAGGAGCUCUCUGUGCUCUGCGAUGCUGCAAUUGGACUUGUCAUUUUCUCUGCUCAUGGAAAGCUCUAUGAACUAGCCACUAAAGGGACCAUGCAAGAGCUGAUUGAGAGGUAUGGCCACUACACUGGAGGACCUCAGCUGCCUGACGAACCCAUGGUGGAACCUAUGGAAGCAAUAAUGAAAGCUGCAAAUAGAUGUCUUCUUGAAACGAUGGAGGAGAAUGUCAGCCACUCUGAUUUUACUACAAUGAACACUUGUAUGCAGAUGCAUCCACUAACCAUAGGAAAUAACAUCUUUUGA
This is a messenger RNA of Hibiscus syriacus, 396 nucleotides long. RefSeq names its product MADS-box transcription factor 26-like. NCBI's taxonomy places the organism in Eukaryota, Viridiplantae, Streptophyta, Magnoliopsida, Malvales, Malvaceae. Gene Ontology annotation, molecular function: protein dimerization activity; RNA polymerase II cis-regulatory region sequence-specific DNA binding; DNA-binding transcription factor activity, RNA polymerase II-specific. The coding region runs from base 1 to 396 and encodes 131 amino acids. The transcript has 4 exons. Gene Ontology annotation, biological process: positive regulation of transcription by RNA polymerase II. The record is from RefSeq and is a predicted model, not a curated record.